Cladocopium goreaui is the source of this 5289-nucleotide messenger RNA. NCBI's taxonomy places the organism in Eukaryota, Dinophyceae, Suessiales, Symbiodiniaceae. The record is from the annotation of a GenBank genome assembly.
AUGGAUAGUGCAUGGCCUGCUGUCGAACCAGGGUUGCUCAGCUUUCUGCAGCGAGUCUUUGUGUCUCCUUUGCGUUUGGACGCAGCAUUUGAUGGGGAGGCAGACUGUGAAGAGAUGCUGGUUGAGGCAUUCCCUCAUAUGGUCGAUGAGGAAAAGCGGAACGCUACUGCAAUUUUGCUGCAGUGGAAGGCAGAAGUCAGCAGGCCAUUGAAGCGGGUGAGGUUGGUAACGGUUUCAUCUGCAAUGCAUGUGCUCCCCCUUCCAGAUGUUUUGAAUGUACAAGAUGAAUAUCAACGCAUCACGAAAACAAGUGUUCAUUGCAUUUUGGAGAUGCAUUCGAAGCGGAAGCAGAAGAAGUAUAGGGAGGAUGCCCCUGACGUUCGGUCCAAGAAGUUUGACUCGGAAAGGAAGAAGUAUUCCUUGUUAUUGGCCCAGGUGAUGAUCAAUGCACAGCUGCCGAUUGUGGCUCUCAUUCAGACUCUGGACGAUGCCAAUUCUGCUUGGAUUCAUAUCUUUGCUGCAAGGAGGGCGAACACCUUGAAAUCCAGGUACCAGGUCUGGAAGCCGUUUGAGAAGUGGCUGGAGAUGCAUCGGGGUUAUCUUUUUCCCCAAUCUGUGAAGGAUGCCAUCGAUUACAUGCAGCACAGGGUCGACAACGGUUGUGGUAGGACAGUUCCAGAGUCGUUGAGCAUCACUCUGGGUAUGUUGGAGCAACUUGGACGGGUGCCAGACUCUGCAAGGAUUUCUGAUGAUCCAUUGUGGAAGGGACACAUCAAGUCGUGGACAGCAGAGCUCAGUGAGGAUUCACCGCCGAGAAAACCAGCGGAGAUGUUUACAGUUGCGAUGGUGAUCGCAUUGGAGCUCUUGGUUGUUGAAGAAGCUGCAACGAUCUUUUCCAGGGCAUUGGCAUGGGUGAUCCUCGUGAUGAUUUGGGGCGCCAUGAGAUGCGACGAUGUUCAGGCGAUCAUUCCCAGGCGCUCCUUCCUCUCGAAUUUUGGUCUGAAGCUGAUCUUGGGAAAGUCGAAGACGACUGGUCCAGACAAGGUUCAGAAAGAAGUGGCGGUGCACAUUUUUCGCACCAUUUCCUUGACUGGAGAAGAUUGGUUGAGGUGUGGUUUCAACAUCUGGGAGUCAGAUGAAUUCAGCUUUCCCAGGGACUACAUGGUGAUGGAGCCCAGCAAGGAUUGGACGAAGGUGAGACGGAAAUUUGUCACACCGUCGGGUCUCAGUUCUUUGAUUGCGAAGUUGCUGAGCACACUCAGUUGUCCGAAGCGCUCUGGGAUUGGAUGGGAAUUGAUGCCCCACAUUCUUUUAUUGCCAGAUGGAUUGGAAUCAUUUUUCUCAGGACACAGUGCGAGGAAUUUCUUGACCUCGAUUGCUGCAGUCAUUGGGUUCUCUCGCGAUGAGAGGGCUUUUCUGGGACGGUGGUCAAUGGGCAUGACUUCAUCAGAGGAAUAUGUCAGGACAUCAAGACAGGUGGUCUUCAAGAUCCAGAAGGCCGUCAACAGGUCACUAGUUGAAGGACUGGAAGAAGUCUACUAUGAAGAUGAACCCAUUCAGAGGCUGUGUGAUGCAGCGGAGAAAGCUGGAGCGAACCCCAAUCGCAUCAAGAAGAGGCAUUCAGUGCUCUCUGAUUGGGGAGGCAGACAGUCACUUGGAGGUAUCUACCCCACGUUGACCAUUCUUGAUGGGGAUUGGAAUGACCAUGAAGAUGGAGAUGGCGAUGACACGGACUUGGCAGCCAAGGUUGCCGACAUGACCCACAGGGAAGCUGCAGACGAAGUCCACUCUGCGAAGUACUUCAUCACAGUCUCUCGAAGAACCUGCUUGAGGCACUAUGGAAAUCUCAGGAAGUUCACUGCUCUAGGUGAUGACAGGGCGUCCAUCAGGACAUCUUGUUUGCAGGACUUUGCAAUCGUGGCUGACACCCCAGAGCGUAGAUCUCAGAUUGCUUCAAUUGUAGCUGCAUGGGAAACUGCAAAGGAGUACAUGUCAAAAGAAGUUGAACUCAAAGCGGAAGCCAAAGUUUUAGGGCAGCCACGUGUUCUUCAGAUCCAUGAGAGGCAGGCUAUGCUACGUGCUGUGGAGGCGAUUCAUGGAGUCCUAGGAGAUUCAGAAUGUCCUUCACCGGACUACCUUGCGAUCAAGGCAGAGGAAACUGAAUGCAACGAACCUACAGCAGCACCCCUUGAUGAGAUUUUGAGUAAGCAGUCUUCAAGCAAUUCUGUUAUUCAGUCGGCUGUUGACAACACAGGGCACAUCCGAGUGACCAGGACGAAAGCCAAGGCGAAAAUGCCGGCGACAACCGAAGAGUACAGGAAAACCAUGAAGGUCGAGGCCUAUACUUGGUUGUGCAUGGCUUCACGUUACAAGGCCAAACACUGGUUGCAUGGAUUGACAAUGGAGCCUUUCUUGAAGUUCACUGAGUAUAUUUUGGGGGAUCGGGUAUUUGGAAUUCAGAUCCCAGCAGCUUCUGGAGAAGCGUCACAACAGAAGGUUCGGCCAGAAUGGUCGAUAGUGCUUGCCUACGAACAGAGGCUCAGGAAAGAGGCCAUGAAAAAGGUCUUGGAGGGACACACAUUGAGUGAGUCAUUGCUUGCUGUCAUCAGGGAUCCUGACUUGAAAGAGGCGUACUUCACCACGCCGGUGGCACUCAGGUCAGCGUUGUCGGAGCCUCAACAACAACCUAACAAGUGGCCACGGUUCAACAGCAAAGGAGGUUUCAGUGGCAAACAGACUUCAAGUUUUACAAAAGGGAAAGGAAAGCACUCCAAGGGCAAGUCGAAAGGCAAGCCCCUCGACCAGCGGUUGAAAGGCCUCAGCCUUGCUUGGAGGACACCGGAUGGUCGCGAGCUCUGUUUCGCAUGGAAUAGUGGAGGCGUUCAGGUUGAGUUGCAUGAGUUUGACAUUGAGCGGUCCCCACAGCAUGACUUGACAGACAAUGCAUUGUGGGACAAGAUUUUUGAUACCCUCAAAGUUAUUCCCUCAGAUUCUGAUGAAGAGCAAGGCAGUGCCCCUGGAGCUUUUCAGACAGCAACAACAGGAGCAGGGAAAGAACCCACGGAUGCAACGACAGUUACAACAACGGCUGCAUCAACAGUUUUGGAACUUACAGUUGAAGGGGAUACGGAGUUUGACAUUGGAGCUUGCCACAACACGGGAAAACCCAUUUCAGUGGAAUGGGACAGAACUUGCAAGGAUUUCACUGAUGGUUUUGGUUUGUGCAGCCCAUGCAGGUGGCGUCCUCAACAGAGAGGCACGAGAAGGAGUCCUGACAUGGUGCAGUUGGCUAACAACACUUUCGAUUGUUUGGCGCAAUGCGUAAUGGCUGAAGUGCCAGACCUCCGGUUGUUGGCCUUCAAAUUGGUCACUGGGAAACUUCUUGAAUCACCUUUUUCUGAAGGGGCUCUGGCAAAGGUGCGGGCGAAGAUUUUUGACCUUCUUCCUGACCCACAAGAGGCUAGAGUGGUUGACGAGGGUCAGCCCUUUCAUUUACGGGCACUGGCACAGUGGUUGCAAGAGUUUGGUGAUCCAGAUGCAAAGUGGUUGGUUGACGAGCAGGAUUCUUUCGCAACUGGAGUUUGUUUGGGGGUGGAGCAGCCUCUGCCGAGGUCGCCUCAAGUCUGUCCCCCUAAGUUGAAGCACAGGCGCCUGGAUGAGACGGAGUUCAUGGCAGUGGCACAAAAUUAUCCUUCGGCCCAGAUUUCAACGAAGGAGCUUGAGCAGAAAUUCCGUGAGGAAGAGGAUUUGGGUCGCAUGCACCCCUCCAAGAUGGGAGUGCUUCGUGAAGAAUUUGGCGACCGUCUUCGAAUUGCUUCGAUGGCGGCAAUACAGAAACCAGACGGCAGUGUCCGUCCACUUCAUGACGCAACCCAUUCUGUGAUGGUGAACCAUGCCAUCCUGUACCAGGAUAAAAUCGAAUGCCCUGGUCCAGCUGAGAUUGCUGCAAUUGUCAGGGAGGCAACUGAGACAAAGGAGGCACCAUUUUGCGUGAGUGCAGACAUACGUGCAGCUCAUAGGCUUGUUAAAAUAAGGAGGUCUGACUGGGGCUCCAUGUGUUGCAAAGCAGAUUCCAACUCUGACACGAUUUGGGUGAACAGGGUUGGCACCUUUGGCGUAUCAAGUGCGCCCUACUGGUGGUCGAAGUUGGCUGGACUGAUCGGCAGAUUUGUCGGUUACUUGUUUCAUCAACGUUGGAUGAUGCACAUGAUCUACGUGGACGACCUCCAUGGGGUUUUUGCUGGGGAAUCCAAAUUCCUUUUUCUUUGGGUCUGGCUUUUGGCUUUUGAAGUGGCAGGGACCCCAUUUGGAUAUCACAAGUUCAAGGGUGGUUUUGCUUCAGAGUUUGUGGGGUUCCAGAUACGGUAUGAUUUGACGGAAGUUGGCAUUUCCACCAAACGUGGCACCUGGAUCAUCGAUUGGAUUGACCGUGCGAUGGCCAACAGGUAUGUUGUUCAGGCCCGUGAUUUUUCAGAGUUCUUGGGGAGACUUGGGUUCAUUGCACAACUGCUGGUGUGGCUUAAACCACAUCUUUCACCUCUCUUUUCAUGGGCUGCGGUGACAGCAGCGGGGACUGUUUGCAGACUUCCCGACACGGUCAUCCUGACGUUACAAUACAUUGCCAACGAAUUCAAGCGGGAGACAUUCUUGGUUUCAGCGCGCAGGCCUCAGCAUUUCCAAGGGGAGCGCUUCAGAACAGACGCAAAGUGCACAACUGAGUUUGUGGUACUGGCUGGAUGGGAGAUUGGUACAAAGAGGUGGUUUUCUAUCAAGUUAGGUCCAACGGAAGUUCCGUACCUUUUCAAGCCUGGAAUUGGAGCGCAAUGGGCUUCGACAUCUGCGGAGUUGCUGGCAUCAUGGCUAGCAUUACACAUGUUUGGCUGGCUUGGCGAGACGAGAGAGAGGAAAGCUUUGGAGAUCUUUCUAGUGGGAGGUACCGACAACAAAGCCAAUGAGUCAUUGACGAGCAAGAGGUCCACCACACGAUGGCCAUUGAUGGGGAUCAACAUGCAAUUGUCCUCAGCACUGUCUAGGGCACGACUUAGCCUGGGAUUACGUUGGAGGCCGAGGGAUGAAAACACUGAGGCUGACCAGCUCACCAAUGAAAAUUUUGAGGGUUUCGACGACAAGCUGCGUUUACAUGUUUGUUGGGACAGUUUGGACCUGCAGGUCUUGGAAGGCCUGAUACGCACGAGAGAGGAGUUUGAAACAGCCCGGGCAACAGCGCGGGAACUUGCAAAGCAGGCACCUAAGGUUGGGAGUAAGAAGUUUGACAAGUCUCCAUGGUAG